Molecule: messenger RNA, 1011 nt
Organism: Cannabis sativa
Lineage: Eukaryota; Viridiplantae; Streptophyta; Magnoliopsida; Rosales; Cannabaceae
Exons: 4
Coding region: 1-1011 (336 amino acids)
Source: RefSeq, a predicted model, not a curated record
AUGCUGGAACAGAAGAAUCUGGGUACUAUUACUGACAUUGUUAGCGAGGAUAACCGGUUCAAGUACUGUUUCUGGUCACUCGAUGCUUGUAGGAAGGGAUUUAAGUUCUGUCGUCCUGUGAUUAAUAUCGACGGAACAUUCUUGAAGACGAAGUAUGGGGGAACACUGUUAGUUGCUGUUGUGUACGAUGCAAACAACCAAUUAUUUCCGUAUUUCUUGCGGAAGUUGAAGGAAGCCAUUGGUGAGGUUGAAAAUCUUAUGUUCAUAUCAAAUAGGCAUCAAAGCAUUGAACAUGCUGUUGAUGUUGUUUUCCCAGAAGCAUGCCACUGUGCAUGCUUCAAGCAUAUUACCAUGAAUGUCGUUCACAAGUUUAAGACUGAUGUAUGCAACCAGCAAAUAUGGCUUGCAGCUUACGCAUGGAACAAGACGAAAUUUGAUAGGCAUUUUGAGGUGCUGAAACAGAUGGACACUGCCAUUGCUACAUACGUCGAGCAAAUAGGGUUUGAAAAGUGGGCUUGUCCUUAUUGUCCAGGCGAUCGUUACAACAUAAUGACAAGCAACGCUGCCGAAAGCUUCAACAAGGUGACAGAAGAAUUCAGAAAAUAUCCAGUAACUAUUUUGGUUGACUUCAUCAGGUUCACACUUCAAAAUUGGUUUGCUUCUCGUCUCGAAAAGGCUAGUAAGUGCGCUACUCCUUUGGCUACUACUUUUGAAAAUGAUUUAAAGGAUCAACACAAAGAUGGUAUGUUCAGGAGUGUCCUUCGUAAUGGUGCUCAAUUGUUUAACGUUGGUACGAGUCCUCAAGCAGUUAGUCAGAAUGUGAGCGUGUACGCACUUUGCUCUCCAUAUUACACAAAAGAAACGUGGAAGAAGAUCUACGAUGCCACAAUUAAUAUUGUUGGCGAGGAGGAUGAGUGGGUACUACCAGAACACAUCAAGAACAUAAGAAUCGGGGUACCAGUAGAGAAAAAACCAGUAGGUCGGCCUAGGAAGAGCAAUGCAGGACUAUAG